CUAUUUUUUAUUUAUUUAUUUUUGCGGAUGUCCUCUCAAAGGAGAUAAUUUUAUUUUUGACAAUUUAUUCAAUAGUGCCUUUUUUUGUCCUAUCAAAAUAAAUCAUUUUUCUAACUAAGUUAAUUUUUUUUCAAGUAUUCUUUUUUCAGCCCUGUCAAAAGAGUUGAUUUUUUUUUUUUGAUAAUUUUUAAUGAGUCUUGUCAAAAUAUAUAAUUUUUUUUUUUCGGUCUCAUCAAAAGAGAUUUUAUUCAGAGAUAUUUUUUUGAAUCCUCCUUUUGUUCCGUACAACAUUUUUUUUUGGGGAUCUUGACAAAAGAUAUAAUUUGUUCAAAAGAUACUUAAAACAUUAUAUAUAUUUUUGUUAUGGCUUAUUGGUCAUUUAAUGAAAAACGAUUUGAUUUAAGCGAUAUAAUUUUUUUAAUAAAUAGAAAAAACGAAAGAGCGGGUGAUGGUUGGGUCCAUUUGUACAGUGGGUGGUAAAAUGGACAAUCACCGCAAACCGAACAUUUCAUUUGAAAGAACAUAUUGGUCUAAAGGGGCUUGAUGUAUAACCGAAGUCUACUUUCAAGACCCUCUUUGAGGAGGCUUGCAGAAACUAAAUUCUACCCAAUUCUCAAAUAUUUCCAACAAUCUGAAAAAUCAUUUUACACCGGAACUCUCUGCCAUGCUCAGGCCGUCGCCAUCAAUACCGAAACAACGAGGCAAAGGUGUGAUGCCGGUGAUUUUCGCGAUGCACACAACGUGUUUGAUGGUAUUCCCCAACAAGGCCUUCCUGAUGACUAUCGCUUGCUUUUUCAGUUCUCUCGUAAUAAUCUCAAUUCUGAAGUUCUAAAAUUCUUUGUGCAUAUUCACCGGUUGGGUUUAUUGAUUGAUAGUUAUGGCCUAUCUUGUGUUUUGAAGGCCUGUGGAUGCUUAUUUGAUCAAAUUGUAGGCAAACAAGUACAUUGUCAUUGUAUUAAAUCUGGGUUUGUAGGAUGUGUUAGUGUCGGCACUUCUCUUGUUAACUUGUAUAUGAAAACUGAGAAUGCGGUUGAUGGGAGCAGAGUAUUCAAUGAGAUGCCAGAGAAAAAUGUGGUGUCUUGGACUUCAUUGCUUUCAGGUUACACACACAAUGGGUUGGUUGACAAGGCAGGGGAACUUUUCUUCCAAAUGCAACUUGAAGGAAUAGAGCCAAACCCAUUUACUUUUGCAACUGUUCUUGGAGCUUUUGCAGAUGAUGGAGCAGUUGAGAAGGGAAUUCAAGUGCAUACCAUGGUUAUUAAAAAAGGUUUCGAUUCAACUACGAUUGUGGGUAAUUCUUUGCUUAAUAUGUAUUGGAAAUUGGGGAUGGUUAGAGAUGCUAUGGCUGUAUUUGACAUUAUGGAGAAUAGGAAUGCGGUUUCUUGGAAUGGCAUGAUUGCAGGUUUUGAGAGGAAUGGGUUUGAUUUGGAAGCUCUUGAGCUGUUUUACAGGAUGAGACUUGCAGGUGAAAAGCUGACGCAAAUGAUUUUUGCGACAGCUAUUAAGUUAUGUGGUAAACUGAAAGAAUUGUGUUUUGCCAGACAGCUCCAUUGCCGAGUUCUGAAGAGCGGGAUUGGUUCUGAACUCAAUAUCAGAACUGCACUUAUGGUUUCUUACUCUAAGUGCCGCCAACUGGAUGAUGCCUUCAGAUUGUUCUCAACAAUGCAAGGGGCUCAAAGUGUGAUUUCAUGGACGGCAAUGAUCAGUGGGCAUUUGCAGAAUGGUUUAAUAGAGCGAGCAGUGGAUCUUUUUUGCCAUAUGAGGAGGGAGGGUGUCAGACCAAACCAUUUCACCUAUUCAACCAUCCUUAUGGCUCACCCUACUGUCUCCCUCUUCCAAAUACAUGCACAAGUCAUCAAAAGUAAUUACACAAGCUUACCUUCGGUAGGGACUGCACUUUUAGAUGCUUACAUCAAGAUGGGAAAUACCAAUGAAGCUGCUAAAAUUUUUGAAUUAAUUAAAGAGAAGGAUAUUGUGGCAUGGUCUGCGAUGCUAGCUGGGUAUGCCCAAAUAGGAGAAACUGAGGGAGCUGUGGAAGUUUUCCUCCAGUUGGCAAGGGAGGGGGUUAUGCCAAAUGAGUUUACCUUCUGUAGUGUCAUUAAUGCAUGUGCUACUCCUACAGCAGCGGUGGAGCAAGGGAAGCAGUUUCAUGCAAGCUCAAUCAAAUCAGGAUAUAAUAAUGCUCUAUGUGUAAGUAGUGCUCUUGUUACGAUGUAUGCAAAGAGAGGGAAUAUUGAAAGUGCAAACGAAGUUUUCAAGAGGCAACAAGAGAGGGACUUAGUUUCAUGGAACUCAAUGAUCUCAGGAUAUGCACAACAUGGUUAUGGAAAGAAGGCUCUUCAGGUAUUUGAGGAAAUGCGAAGAAAUAACUUGGAAAUGGAUAAUAUUACAUUCAUUGGUGUGAUUUCUGCCUGUACUCAUGCAGGGCUAGUGGAUGAAGGUCGAAGAUACUUUGACAUGAUGGUCAAAGAUCUUCACAUCAAACCAACAAUGGAAAUCUAUUCUUGCAUGGUUGAUCUGUAUGGCCGAGCUGGAAUGCUUGAGAAAGCCAUGGAUCUCAUAAAUGCGAUGCCAUUCCCAGCAGGUGCAACUGUAUGGCGUACUCUUUUGGCAGCUUGCCGUGUUCACCUAAAUGUAGAGCUAGGAAAACAUGCUGCAGAAAAGCUUAUCUCAAUUCAGCCACAAGAUUCAGCUGCAUAUGUCCUGCUAUCAAAUAUAUAUGCAGCAUCAGGAAAUUGGCAAGAAAGAACUGAAGUGCGAAAGUUAAUGGACAAGAGAGAAGUGAAAAAAGAAGUUGGUUAUAGUUGGAUUGAGGUGAAGAACAAGACCUAUUCAUUCAUGGCUGGUGAUAUUUCACAUCCCUUGUCAGGUCGUAUUUAUUCAAAACUUGAAGAGUUAAGUAUACCAUUGAAGAAUGCAGGAUAUCGCCCAGAUACAAAUUAUGUGCUUCAUGAUGUUGAAGAUGAACACAAAGAAGUAAUUCUUUUUAAACACAGUGAGAGGCUGGCCAUUGCCUUUGGGUUAAUUGCCACACCUCCUGGCACCCCAAUUCAAAUUGUGAAGAAUCUUAGAGUUUGUGGUGACUGUCAUACCGUGAUUAAGUUGAUAUCAGCGAUAGAGGGGAGAGAGAUUAUUGUUCGGGAUUCAAACCGGUUUCAUCACUUUAAAGGAGGUUUAUGCUCUUGUGGGGACUAUUGGUAACUCGUAAAUGGAUCAGUGAGGAGUGGGCUGUAUUGAGAAGUUAUAGAAGUUGUCUCAAUAUAACAUGCCUGAGUCAAAGGCUACACAUGGCUUUAUGAGCUGAAAAAACUUUAUAUGAUGGAGGACACUCCACCAUGAAGAGUAUAAUUGUUUGCAAUCUGUAUGUUCCCUCAUUCCAUGGAUGAACUAAGGCUCACCAAGCAAUAAUGUAUGUACUAAAUUUUGAAGUAUAGGGACAAUAUUAAAUCAGUAGAGAGUUGGAAAGGAUUCAUUUAGACAAUUCAAUCUGUUAAGAAAAUUUUUUUUGGCUGUUCAAGCUGAUGGAACCUGCUGUGACAUUUGGUCACCCAGUGGCAUUGGGAUACGUUCUUCUCCAAACUGCUCCCAAAACAUUGGCCCGAGAAGUAUGUGACUAUUAUCUUUGUGUAUUCAAGAGUAACCCUAACAUUAUUCUUUUCUCACUUGUCUUAUCUAUUGAUUUCCAUUAAGUAGAUGUUUUAAUCUUGAAAAUGAACUUGGAUAUUUAUACAUUAUGAACUCUGUAAAGUACUAAUAUGAAACUGAUACAAUACGCUUCCGCUCUAUGUUUCUUGU
This is a messenger RNA of Cornus florida, 3795 nucleotides long. RefSeq names its product pentatricopeptide repeat-containing protein At2g27610. Gene Ontology annotation, biological process: RNA modification. The record is from RefSeq and is a predicted model, not a curated record. The transcript has a single exon. Bases 544 to 3201 code for a protein of 885 amino acids. Lineage: Eukaryota; Viridiplantae; Streptophyta; Magnoliopsida; Cornales; Cornaceae. Gene Ontology annotation, molecular function: zinc ion binding; RNA binding; protein binding.